Engraulis encrasicolus (European anchovy) is the source of this 5102-nucleotide messenger RNA. Its product is annotated as calphotin-like. The coding region runs from base 106 to 4194 and encodes 1362 amino acids. The record is from RefSeq and is a predicted model, not a curated record. The transcript has 5 exons. Lineage: Eukaryota; Metazoa; Chordata; Actinopteri; Clupeiformes; Engraulidae.
GUCAAGGGGUCUUGGACCAGGCUCUGCUGUGAUAUUAUCAGUGUGUUUGGUGUCAGUGCCCUGAGAAAGGACUUCUCUCUUUUUUCAACUGAUUGAGCAGUGCCCAUGAUGGCAUCAUCUGGAUCAGAUAUGCGGACUCUACUUCUGCUGUCCCUUCUGGUGCUUACACAUGCCAUGCCGACCAGGCGCAGUAAACAGGGAUUGCUGAAGUCUAAAGAGACUAAGCCCGCCUCAUCUCCUGACAACACAGGAAAUGACAUCCUUCUAAGCCAGCCAAUCGAACCAAAGAACACCUUCACUCUUAGUCUCCGUGACGACAGCAGCAAUACCACCAUGGUGACCUUGGUCUUCACAGAGGACGACAACGGACAGAGCAGCGCUGAGGAUGUCGUCAAAGACCCCAAACAGUUGACAGGUGGUCCAUCAUCAGUGUCCAACCCCCAGAGCCACAGUCAUGAGACCAGCUUCACACUGCUCACCACCGGUCUCAAAAUGGCCGCUGCUGGUCCUCCUGCUGUCACCUUCAGUCAGGGAGGGAGUGUCGGUCUACAGACCAGCGUCAGUGCUGAGUCAGUGAGCCAGAGCCAGGAGAGCAUGGAGCGGGGAGUAGUAGGCACUGACCUGGGAACAGUUCCUGGUGUGGCCCCAGCUGCUCUCCCUCUGGACACCAGCAGUCCCGUGCAGGCCAGUGUGGUGGUCUCUGUGGAGCUCCUGUCCAACAGCCUUGAGACUGCAGUGUCACAGAGUCUGACCACCGCGACUGCAGCAACCGUGGACCCACCUGUGCCACCACAACCGGAGCCUACCUCAGCCGCACCAGAAGAGGAAGCAGAGGAAUCCGAUGAGGACGAGGUGGACGAGGAUGACGUCGAUGAAGACGACGAGAAAGAAAAAGAUCAGUCGCCAACCUCGCCUCCUCCCGCUGUACCGGUGGAUCCCAAUGCAGGCAAUGCUGUGGAUGGGUCCCCACUGGGUCCAGAGCUGACGGACCUCUACACCGGUGGAGUCAGCGGUGAGCCCAUGCUGGCAGAUCAGUCAGUAACUAGUGACAAAAACAACAUUGUCGGCGGCCCCGAGAUCACACUCAUGCAGAUCUAUGCCGACGGCAUCGGUGACAAAAACAACAAUGUGGUGGUCAGUCAAACAGCAGCAGACCUACCUCCAGUCGAUAAAACAUUCAGCCCAGACACUGACCCAGCAACAGUAGACGCCAGUGCUGCUCCCGUCACCGUGAACCCACCCACCACUGAGGCUGCAGCGCCCGAAGAGGAGGAGGCAGAGGACGAAGAGCUGGACGAGGAUGAGGAGGACGAAGACGAGGUCGAAGACAAGAACGGCGAUGAAAUCGCUCCCAUCGUUCCCACCAUAGUGCUCCCUGAUGUGCCUCCCACAGACAACGCUGGCCCCGCUCCUACAGGAAGUGGCGCAGACGCCCCUGAAGAAGUCCCUGUUGUCGUUUCAGAAUCUGCUGCAGAUGUUGUUGCCGUGGUAGCUGCUUCUGUGGAGAAGAGCGCUGUGAGCAGUGAUCCACUUCUCGACAUGGAAGGUUUCGUGGGAGAUGACCCCCUGUCGUAUGCAGCAGUGGGCACUGCUGUGGAUACCCCUGUGGACAAAGCAGCCCUCGCUGAAGCCCCUGCAGAUUUGCCAACUGAGCUGAGUGCUGCAGCUCCUCCUGCCGAGGUCAGUGUCUCCACUAGCCAAUCAGAGCCAAGCCCUGCAGAUGCCAUCCAAUCAGAUCCAAGCCCUGCAGUAGCAACCGAGGCUCCGCAGCCCGACGGUACGACCGCAGCACCAGAGGUGGAGGCCGAUGAGGAUGAUGUCGACGAAGAUGACGUAGAUGAAGAUGAGGAGGAAGAGGCAGGUGGUGACGCCACCGUCGACCCUCCUGUCUCCGCCUCUCCUCCCGACCCGGUAAUCCCAACAGGCAAUGUGGCGGACGCCUCAGUCGAUCCAGCGGGCCUAUCUGCAGAUGCCGCAGUGGGUCCUAAUUAUGACGCACUCCAAGACACAGAGGGUUUCGUGGGAGAUGACCCAAUGUCCUACACAGCAGACCAGCCAGCUGCAGCACCCGCAGAUUUGACCUCUGAGGUCAAGGUCAUCGCCCCUGCUGCUGCUGACCUUCCUCAAGCAGCACCUGUCUAUCAAGAGGCAGUGGACGUCCUUGGCCAAUCAGAUGCCAGCGUUGCACCAGCGACAGAGGUCCCGCUUCCUGAUGCUACAACUGCGGCCCCGGAAGAGGAAGGGGAGGAAGAUGAGGUAGAUGACGAUGAGCUGGAGGAGGCAGAGGAGGAGGAAGAGGAGGCAGGCGGUGAAGCCACUCCUACUGCAGUUGUCGCUGACGUCACCGCUGCUGCCCCCGCCAGCGCUGCUGACCCCGCUGUGUCCGAUGUUCCAGCAGGCAAUGCAGUGGACGCCCCUGUGCCUCCCUCAGGCAUUGUGUCGGACACCCCCGCAGUAAUGGCCCCACAACUGAAGGACACUCUCAUGGACACAGAGGGCUACGUGGGCGAUGACCCCUCAGUGUACAUGGCAGCCAAGCCAGAACCAGUUUCUCUGAGCGCUCAAACAAACACCCUUGUGGACACGCAAGCACUUCUUGGUGCGCCCGCCGAUCUCAUAACCUCGGACCUCAGCGCCAUCCAAGGUGUCCUCCAGGGCAAAUCGAGCACCGCUCCGACCUCGGUGGAGAUCCUAGUCCUCCCCUCCAACGUCAUUGAGGUAAGCAUUGAGGUGGAUAAGCCAAAAAUAAAUGCUGGUCUUGCCGACGCCCCGGCCGGAUCUGGACCUGCCCCGGCCAGCCAGGAGAGUGUUGAGAUUGUAAUCCUUCCAGUUGUCCCCCCUGCUGAUCCUCCGUCAGACCCCAAUGCUGCUGCUGCUGCUGCUGCUGCUGCCGACAUACCGGCCGCACCUUCCGCACCAGGUACAGAGGCCCCACUGCCUGACCCGACAGCGGCUGAGGACGAAGACGAAGAUGAGGAUGAGGACGAAGACAUUGAGAUCGUCGUCGUCCCUGCUACGACCAGCCCUAAUGCUGAAGGAGGCCCACAAGCGAAUCCCGUUCCUGACGCUGAAGCUGCUACAGACAGUUCUCAAGUCAGUUCCGAAGUUGCCGUGGCAGCAGCUGCAUCACCAGCAAUGCUCCCGGCAGCUCCCAGCAGUGAGGUAGCAUCCGUGGAGAUUGCACCCGAGGUAGUACUGAAGGUAGCACCAGGGGUUAUCCUGGAGAUCAGCGCAGAGUCUGCUCAGCUACCCUCAGAUCCCAGCGCUGCUACUGCUGCCCCUGCUGCCGCUACUGACCUGCCACCAGUGACGGCCCCUGCCCCUGAGGAAGACGACGUGGAGGAGGAGGAUGAGGAUGAGGACGGUGAGGAGGGUGGUGCUGCCACUCAGGCCCCACAGACACUCCAGGUCCAGGCUGAGGUCGGGGCUGUGGCUGAGGCUGUUGCCGCCGUGUCCAGCAGUGCCUCUGUGGAGGUCGCUGUUGACGUCUCUCAGAUCAGUACCGACCCACUGCUGCGGAACAGUCCAGAGCCACUCCUGGCUGACAGUCCCGGGCUGGCUAAUGCAGUUGUGGUCUCUCUUGAGAUCUCAAACAGCUCUGCUGAACUUGUCUUUCCUCUGGAGACGUUGCCCUUGAAUAUCUCCAAGGUUACCCCAGUAAUCCCAGAACCGGCUGCUCCACAGCCAGUGGUACUUGCCAUUAGCAUCGAGGCUAACCCAGUGCUAGAUGUGAAUGCCCAUGGUCCUCCUGCCCUACCCCCCGUUGCUCCUGCUGGGCCAGUGGCAGGUGCAGGAGUUGUUGCCGUGGAAACUGUCCUGACAAGCAGCGAGGAACGUCUGGCUGAGCAGGAGAUGGCGGAGGUGGAGCUAGUGCUGAACGCUGCUGGCAAUCAAGGAAAUCUAGAGUUAGCUGUUGCUAACCCCUGGACUGAACUUCUGCGCUCUCUUGGAACUCUUGCACAACCAGACCCUGCCCCAUCCGCCCCUAAACAGGGAAGUAAGCCCACUCCAGCCAAACGUCAACACCCGCCCACCCCCAAGCAGGGACAUCAACCCAGUCAGCCCAAAUUCCUAGCCUUUGCCCCAAAGACAACCGUGGCCAAGCCAACCAUGGCCAAGACAACCAUCGCCAAGACAACCGUAGCUAAGCCAGUCAUUACUAAUGUUGCUCCAAGUAGCAGCGAAGAGAAUUAGCCACCAAAUGCACAUGAUGUGGUGAUGUAUGUGUGAUGAAAUAACCAAAUAAACCUGCAAAAAAGUACUGUGAGCUGAUUUAAAUAUGUGAGAAAAUAGGGCAAGCAGCUAACAUUAGACUGUGGACAUCGCAUCUGGUUUAAAAUGGUGGUAGAUAUUAAUCAAUACAUCAAUAUUUGCACCAAUGUAGAGUAACAAUGUAUGGCACUUGUAAAGUUCAACCACAAGAGAUAUUUUAUUGAAGUUCAACAUCACUUGAUUAGCUUGAUCACUGACAAAAUCUAGACUCUCAUCAUACUUUCACCCAAAAUGUAUCUAUGAACAAGGCUGCCGCUAGGCAUAUGCAGAGCGCUUAGGGCCUCAACCACUUUGCCUCCAAAAUAAGGGCCUCCUAAAUUGAAAUUGACUAAAAAAACGCACUCAUAUUAUUACUAUUUAAUCACGAGGGGGGGCUCCUGACAGGUUAUGCUUAGGCCUUCCAAAUCCUACCAGCGGUCCUGUUUAUGAAUGAACAUCUGUUGACAGCAUUGGCAUUGAUAAGUGAUUGUGUUUCACAAAUUGACAGCUCUUGGAGCAUAGGGACACCAGAACAGAACAUUAGGGAGUCAGACUGUUUGGGCUCUCCAGAAUUGGAGAUAUUAAAUCUCAGUGGAAUCUUCAAGGAUUACUGAAGGUCAAAUAUAUUUCAAUAGGUCCAGAGAGAUUCACGUUACCUUGACCCAUGUGCUGAGAAGAAAGAGACUUCUAUGUUUACAGUAAAAUGAGAUUAAAACCCGGCUAAUACACCAAACUAACCUCAAAGUCUCAAGGACAAGUUUUCACUUUAUUUGAACAGGUUCUCAAGGGCAAAGAGGACUCCUGCCAGCUUUGCCAGAUGGAAAAUGAUGAACUAUCGUACCAAAACCUUG